AUGUUGAUUUUCAGGCAUGUGAACAAUCAAAUAUUUACAUUUUUGUGGUGUAUUGUGUUUUUGUGCAAUUUUCAUCAAAUCCUUGGGCACACAUCAGCUGAUUCAUGGCUCGUAUUUGCACGUGAAGCUAAAAAAGUUCUAAGCAAAUGCUAUAAAAAUCACACAGUAUUAGCUGAUUCAUGGUCGUGCCUCAAACACAACAGUUUACUACUGUUUGAUGAUAUAGCAAAGAAUGAUAGGAUUCCACUGACAGACUACGUUGAAUUACUUCGACGACCAGAUGUGAAAACCUGGCAUAAUGGGAACUACACUCAAUUACCAGCACAAAGAUAUUAUGAUGUUGAUUUAGAUAAUUCCACUUGGAGUGAGGAGUUGAAGGAACGUGUCUUCGGACUGUUUGACACUCAUGGUGUCCGGUUGGUACUUCAAGAAUCAGAACAUGGUGAAGCAAGAGGAAGACAUAGACGUAGAAUGAUGCCAGCGAUGGUAUUCGGUAUGGCUGCUUUAGGUUUGGUCAUCAUUCCGUUAGGUUUCCAUAUCAUGGCCAAUAUUGCUGGAUUAGCGUUGCUGCUUGGUAAAAUGGCGUUGCUAAUAGCAACGAUUACCAGCUUAAAACGGUUAGCGGCACCAGGCACACAUUUUGGGUUAUACACAGAACAUCAACAUGCGUACUAUCCUCCACAAUAUUGGGAGAGAAACGAUCGCAACGAUCGCAACGGUCGUUAUUAAUCAAUCAUAUGCCAGCUAGUAGUGUUCUUAUCAUCGAUUUAGCCGUCAAUUUUAGAGUGUAGCACAU
Messenger RNA from Sitodiplosis mosellana (orange wheat blossom midge), 796 nucleotides. RefSeq lists its product as uncharacterized. The record is from RefSeq and is a predicted model, not a curated record. Bases 1 to 729 code for a protein of 242 amino acids. The transcript is spliced from 5 exons. NCBI's taxonomy places the organism in Eukaryota, Metazoa, Arthropoda, Insecta, Diptera, Cecidomyiidae.